AUGUACUGGCUCGUCCAGAUUGUGCUGCUUCUGGCAGGUGUCGCGGUCCUUCCGCUCCGCGCGCUACAGGUGGAACGGUACUAUGUAACCGUACCACGCGGUUUCACCGGAUCGGUGGACUCUUUUAGGAACUGUACGAAAGUCACGCUGAUAACGCAGUUUGAAGAACACCACAGAGUCGUCGAAGUCGAGUUCCAUCCGAAGUGUGAAGGGAAGCUGCGCUUCUCGCAUCUCGGCAGCUUGGAACCGAGGGAAUUCGUUCUCGAGUUCCUCGCCCAGGACAGCGCGGCGAACGCCUAUGUGGUGGCCGUACAUUUCACCGUAAUUGAGAACGCUGCGCUGAAUAAAGUUCUCAGAACAGGUUCCGUUGCGACUCUACGGAUCAAUCAGACGUUGUCGAAAGUUCUCCACCUGAACCGGUGUCAGGCGAGACUCGUUCGGCUCCCGCAAUUCAAACAGCUUUCCGGGGCUUGUGGAAAAAAUCUCUAUGAGUGGCAGAAAUGCGAGGAUUUCACCGACGUGCAUUUUUCCGAAAAUACCGAUCUCGACGAUUUCGUGAUCGCGAUCAAGAGCGACUUGGACGGCGAGGAGACGAACGUCAUCGUUUACAUGGUCGAUAAGCUCCAGGCACCGGAACCCACCUUCUCGUCGAGCCUUCAAAUCGAAGUCACGCCAAAUAUCCUCACGCCAGUGAGUCACACCGCGCUUUCGACCGAUGAAACUGCAGCUUUCUUCCGAGUUCUUGGAUCUCCGGAAAACUGCGGAUUCUUCAAAGCGAACUCGCGGACACAGAUUCGUCAGUUUUCACCGCAGGAGAUCGAUAAUUUUGAAAUCGCGCUCCUCUGCAAAACCGUUGAGCCGAUCCUGGAGAUCAAAAUGGACUUAGUGAACAUCCUCGGAGGAGAAUCCUACGAGAAGUUCAGUCUGAGUCUGAAGCAGGCCGAUUUCGACCAGGCCAUAGCCUACGAGGACCUCAUCGUCAACGGGAACAAUUCCGCCACUCUCGUGGUCGAAAGCUCGAAAGAUCUCCGGAUUUGGACCGUCGAGGGUUUCACGAGAGGCGUCCUCAUCCACGACGGUCUGACCGUGGAUCAGUUUGCGGCGAACUCCCCGCUGACGUAUAGUUCGUCCGCCAAAGAAAUCUCCACGGACAACCUCGUCCUCAAGCCCAAUCAGAGUUCGUUCCAGUUUCUGGUACCGGUGAUUGUCGUACCGAUGGAAAUUAAUUUCUACCUCACGUUCGACAGCCUAUCCGUCAUGAUCGGUCGGAGCACCGUCGUGUCGAAGAAUCUAUUCAAGUAUUCGAAGACCGUCUAUCUGGGCGAGAUCGUUUUCACCGUCAGCAAGCCGCUGCCGUCGCAGGGCGAGUUCCUCCUGAACAACAAACGGACGACAAAAUUCACUUUUUCGGAUGUCCUGCAUCUGAGAGUCGCGUAUCGAGCCUCCCCGGCCGCGAAGAUCGGAUCCGAAGACGUGAUAAUUCUCUGCGAGAACACGAUGUUCUCCGCGAGUCUCCUCACGACCAUCCACUACUCUCAUGGGACCAAGGACAAGAGCUAUCCCCGCAAAGCUAAAAACAGCGACCUGCAGAUGAAGGUGGGCGCCUCCGGCAACGAGCGAGUGGUCCUGGAGAAAUCCCACCUGAACUACGAGGAUUCCUCCUCCGAUGGCAACACUUGCUCUCAACACAUCACCUUCAGGAUAACGUCACCGCUCAUUGACUCCGGCAACCCAUCGGCUACCGCCAUCGGUGAAAUCGCUGACGAGAGCGGCAGUGGUUUAAGCGAAUUCACCCAGAAAGACAUCAACAUGGGUCGCGUUUUCUACUACCCGCCGUCGUAUGUCUUGGAUCGCUUGCAGCCCCGAAGUUUGACUUUCGAAUUCUCGGUCUCGGAUCAGUACGGCAACAAGGUGAACAACCACAAGUUCUACAUUUAUCUCGAUUCGGUGAAAAUAGAACAGACGUUUAACUUUAACCUUACGUCCGCUGCCACCAUCCACGUCCUGGGAGACAACAUGAUGAAUGAGACGUACAACGUGAGCUCCAGUCGCUUCAUGCUCACCGAAGCGCCCAAGCACGGAGCUCUCAAAGAUCCCGAGAACGACGUAUUGAUCGUCGGUGACAUCUUCACCUUCGACGAACUGCACAAUUUGGGUAUCAGAUACGUCCCACACUCGAGGAAUGUCAACGACUCGUUGGAGCUGAUUGUCUACGACUACGAGACCUCGUCGAGCGGAUCGACUACGAAAAAGAAAUACUCGAUGAUAAAGUUGAAUUUUCUCCCGUACGACUCGCUCAGUCACGACACCGAGCGUCUCGAUGGAACUUCGUGGCGUAUGAAGGUCCUCGAAGGUUCCAGCAAGAGCAUGACCAUCGGAGGAAGCCAAUACCUCGUUGUAGUGCAGCAACCAGGACACGGCAAGGCAUCUAUUAGCGAAGACCGGAGCAGUUCGGGGAUGAUAAACAUCACGUAUCAGCACUCCGGUGACGAGGUCGGACUCGAGAUCGGCCAUGACGUGUUCGUUCUGCAGAACGAGGACGGGACUAACAUAAAAAUUGAAGUUCAGAUCCUCCCUGUAGACAACUCGUCCCCCGGGAUCACGCUGCCCCCGGAAAUCACGGUGCAGGAGGGCGGAAACGUCUCGCUCGGUAUCGUGAUAGAGGACAAGGACUCUCUUCAUUUCAAAUGUGAUAUCACCGAGCCGUCGAACUUGGGAUACCUCGCAAGCUCCGAGGGCUUUGUGUUAAGCUUCACCGAGGAAAACGUCGGUAGUUUAUUCUACGUCCAGAACCUGCAUUAUCAGCAGGAGCCCCGGAAGGACUCGUUCAGUUUCAUCUGCACCGAUUCCGUGAACGUAUCACCGGAGAGUAAAAUCAAUAUCGAAAUCAUCCCCACCAACGACGAGUCUCCGUACCUGAGCAUCGACGACGUAACAGUUUUAGAAGGUCGGAUAGCACCGGUCAAGAUGAAAUUCAUCGACCGAGACAUACCGAAGGACAAACUGCUGUUCACGGUGUCGAAGCAUCCCGAGCACGGAACCGUCGGUAUCUUGAGGGCUAACGGCGAGAUUUCGAAAAUGGACGAGUUCACCGACGUCGAAGCGCAUCGAAUCGCGUACCAACACGACGGAUCCGAGAGCAACACUGACCUGUUCGAAUUAACCCUGUCCGACGGUUUUCAUAAUUUCUCGUUCUCUGCUCCGGUACACGUCUUGGCGGUUGAUGACGAGAUGCCUUACGUCGUAAACAAUCGGGAGGUCCAUCUCGACGCGCGCGGUUUCCGGAAACUGACGAGUCACGACCUCAGGUCCACCGACAAAGAUACACCAGCCGAGAAGAUUGCCUACAUCAUAACCGACGAACCUCGCUUCGGACAAAUUCUGAAGGACGAUGAGAAAACAGUGAAGUUCACUCAGGACGACAUCGAGAACCAACGGAUUUCCUAUCGAAAUACUUGGAAAGUCUGUUGCAUGAACGACAGCUUCAGCUUCAAAGUCACCGACAGCUACAACACCUCACCAAAACAGAAUUUCUCCAUCGCCAUAAUCGCGCCUUCAUUAGAGGACGCCGACUUGAAACCCAAGAGCAUCUCUCUUGCCUCGACGGCCUUCGUUCUGGAUUCGAAUGAAUUUACGGCGUCUCUCGAGGGUAAAGACCUCAGUAGAGAAGGUAUCGAUCUUCUGUGGACGCUCCGUGAGCCAAUCAACGGCGUUUUGCGCUUCACCGAUGACGGAGGCAGUCCGGUCCUGCGGUAUUCGAUCAAACAAGAGGCUAUCGACCACUUCCGAACCAAGGAUUCUUUCAACCUACUGCUCCGCACUGAUACCUGGACCCAUGAAAACGUAUCGGUUUCCUUGGAAUGGUGCUGGUUGCUGCUCUCCGUCGAGGACGAUGAAGGCUUCCUCGGAGAUCAACUCAACGUCACGGUGACACGGAGGGGCGUUCCCUCAUCAACAAGCGUGACCUUGACCGUAGGACAGAAUCGGUUGCCCUUGACGCUCGACCGGGACCAGAGUUCGCUUUCACUUCAAGUUGAGGUUCCGCCGGUGAAGGAGAAAGACAUCGAGCUCAAGUUGAUAUCAGAGAAGCCCGGUUGCCUGAUUCAACCUCAAUCUCGUCGAGUUUUCCCCGUGGAGCGUCUCCGCAGCAGCGUGACUUUCGAGCACGCGAGCUACACCGUUCAAGAACCUCGAAAUGGCACGGUGCGAGUCUUCCUCAAAGUCGUCCGAACUGAUAAGAGGACGUCUCCAAUAAACUUUAUCGCCGAAACUCAACAUCAAAAGUCUGGAGCGACGUCGGGGAUCGAUUACGUCCCAUUGGAUCAAGCCUUCGAGCUCAGCGGUUCGUCGCGCAGUGUCCUGGUUCCGCUGAAAAUUCUCGCCGACCGCGAUCAUGAGGACGAUGAAGCGUUUUUCGUCGUCCUCAAGGAAAUGCAGUCCCGCAGGCCGCUGGCCAAGGCGACGGUUUCCAUAAUCGACGCGGUAUCCUCCGAGCAAACGUUCAGCUCGCCACCGGUCGUUCUCUCGCUGAACGAAGACGGAAGCGUCCUCAAUCACUCGAUGAGACUUAACCGAGGUUACCCAGCGAUAUGCAUCACGGAAUGUGACGGACGCCAUCCAUCAUUCUCGCCGCAGUCUCCGUUGUGCAGUCGUCUGGAAUUCAGUAAUGGGCCGGCGUUGAGCGUUUCUGUCAGGUGGAAAUGGGCGCUUCACUCGUCGGACGAACUCGAGCCGCUUGUUCCUCCGACGAAUGUGAAUUUCCCUGCUCGACUCGAAAGCGUUCUCCUCGUCCCCGGCUCGCGCAUCUCGUGCUCGGUCAGACUGCAGCUCGCGCCCGUCAAGGGACAACUGGGGAAAGGCCGAGGCGAAGAACGAGAGAGCAUUGUCUACGAAGUUGGAAGCGAGGGGGUUUGUCCACCGUCCAACCCCGACGAUGUUGCUUCGGAUCCCUACACCGCCACGUUGAGCAUUGUCGAAGGGAGCUCCCCGUCAAGGCCCCAAGUGCGGCUCCUCGUCACCAUUCCCCAUCGCGACGGACUUCUCCCGUUGGUGUCGACGUCGCCGAUUCCCCGGUCGGUUCUUAGCUCAUCUUCCGUGGCGGCCCGGUAUCCAUGCUCGAACUUCGCCAAUUUCAGCUCGUUGAUGUCGACGCUGUCACUGCGGAGCUGCUCGUGGAGAUUCCAUCGGGUGUUCACUGUCGAGCAGCUCGAAAAGCUCUGCGGUGCCGAACGCAAGACGAAAGUGUUCGCUUCUUCUGACGAGCAAGAGGACUCGAUCGAAGAGCUUGAUGCUUCAACGGUGACGCUUUCUCUGCCUCUUCACGUCGCCUACUUCUAUCGAACUCCUUGUCCAUCGCAGUCGUCACCCGCUCAAGUGCGUUGGAGGCAUGUUUCGCUGUCGAACGUCGUUCAGCUGAGUUUCCUCUCGGAUAAUAAUCAAGCGAGCGAUCAAAAGCUCAACGGGGGAACUGUCGAAAUGGAAGAAGUGAGGAUCUCUCCGAACGGACACCUCCAAAUCAGAUUCCGCAGCCUCGCUUUCCUCUCCGGACCAGGAAGACUCGUAUUGAACAAGAACCAUGAUGACUGGAACUCGACUUUGAUAACAGCCGAUUCGGCGACAUCUCAGCCUCGAAUCACACUGAAAAUUCAACUACAACGGAGCCUCUCAUCUACACAACUCGAAUGGUUAAUUGAAUCUGUCGAAAUGGUUUCGCGAUUCCGGGGGAACGUCAGCUUCACCUUGCACCCUUGUGUCUACGUUAAGAACUCGAUAGACGAGUGCCACGAUGCCGAAAUUCAGCGCUCCUUGGACUUCUCAUUCCCGAUCCACAUAGAGGCUCCGAAGAAAUCGGAGGGAACGACCUACUUAUUGAGGAGCGAAUUGUCGCUGACUCGCGACAAAUCCAGCUGGAUCGAGAACGUGCGAUCUGAGCAUAGCUCAGAGGGGGGUUCUGGAGACACGUUCGUUGAAGGCGAUCUUGUUUACGGAAAGGUUCGGGCCUUCUUCGAGGGCAACGGAGCUGCCGUCUUCCAAGCGAACAUCGAACGAUGUUAUCUCUGCUCUUCGGACAAACCAAUGCCCCAAGAGUCCCCCGACGCGAAAGAACAGCCGUGUGCGGAUCAUACCCAGAUGAACUGUCUCCUGAAAAUCUUGGAUUUCCAAGAUCCCUACUCGGUGGAUACCCAGCUCCAGGGGCAGGCCUUCAACGCGGUCAUGAUGUCCCAAGACCCGACGUCUUUCGAUCCUGAAGUCCUGGAAGCUGUCCGAGAUGACCAGAAAGCCGAUGGAUUCUUAUUCCAGAGCGAUCCCCUUUUCGCCUUUCAGAGAGAUUCAGAAAACAUCACUUUCUGGACCGUUCAUUGCAUCUUCACGCUAUCAGCCGAAUCGUUGAGGGGAGCACGAGAACGUCGGAGCGUGUCCUUCCCCUUGAUGCCAGACUCCGAGGAAUUUCGUGAGGGCUCUGCGUCCCUGAAACUGCAAGGGACGUCAUCGAGCGCUCUGGCCGGAUCACAGAGACUCGCGCAUUUCAUCGCUUGGUUGUCGCAUUCGAGUUCGAAGGUGCCUCUCUUUCUCCUGUCAGGAUCAAUCGUGUGCCUUGCAUUGCUCCUGUUGAUCCUGAGUCUCGUCAAAUUCGGUCGGCGUACGCCGCGGUAUCAACAAGUGAAAACCUCUACUACGUCUAACAACAAUCAGAUCGUGACGAUGCACGUAUUCCCAACGAACACAACGUCGAAGGACAAACUCGGAUCUCAGGAGAAAAUCGUCUAUCCCAGACUCGCGGAGCCAGAUGCGUUCUAG
Messenger RNA from Galendromus occidentalis (western predatory mite), 6798 nucleotides. Its product is annotated as extracellular matrix protein 3. The transcript is spliced from 19 exons. The coding region runs from base 1 to 6798 and encodes 2265 amino acids. The record is from RefSeq and is a predicted model, not a curated record. Gene Ontology annotation, cellular component: membrane. NCBI's taxonomy places the organism in Eukaryota, Metazoa, Arthropoda, Arachnida, Mesostigmata, Phytoseiidae. Gene Ontology annotation, biological process: cell communication; anatomical structure morphogenesis.